Messenger RNA from Colossoma macropomum (tambaqui), 1497 nucleotides. It is a transcript of the gene rgs13b, whose product is annotated as regulator of G-protein signaling 21. Bases 138 to 692 code for a protein of 184 amino acids. The record is from RefSeq and is a predicted model, not a curated record. The transcript has 5 exons. NCBI's taxonomy places the organism in Eukaryota, Metazoa, Chordata, Actinopteri, Characiformes, Serrasalmidae.
CAGCCCUUAACAACUCUGGCAGAGCAUAUAAAGAAAAGGCGGAUGCCGGGGGAGACCUGUUGAGCACCAAGUGCAGCAUGACCACAAACAGGACUGCAAAGCUGUGGAGUUCCUUUCUCUAAGCUCCUUCCUUUAACAUGACCGGCCUAAUCUCUGAGCCUCUUGUAAAGCAUUUCAACAUGGACAAAGAUGACCGCAAGAGAAGCAAGAACCUAGGAAAAAGCUUCAUGUGCCGACUACAGUGUAUGUUCUCCCGCUCAUCUGCUCCGGAGAGGUUAAGUUUAGAGGACACACAACAAUGGUCCCAGUCUUUGGAACGGCUCCUCGAGUCAAAAUAUGGUUUAGCGACAUUCCGCACCUUCCUCAAGUCCGAAUUCAGUGAUGAGAACAUAGAGUUCUGGUUGACAUGCGAGGACUACAAGAAAAUCAGGUCGUCUUUCAGGAUGACAUCGAAGGCGAAGAAGAUCUACGAGCAGUUCGUCAAAGCAGAGUCUCCUAAAGAGAUAAACAUUGAUUACCACACAAGGGAGCAGAUCAAGAGGAACGUGAAAAGCCCAACGGUCCAGUGUUUCGACGAGGCACAGAGGAUCGUGUACGGACUCAUGGAGCGGGACUCUUACCCCAGGUUUCUGAGGUCUGAGACGUACAGAACUCUUCUGGAUUCCCUUGCCGCAGACGCUUCCCGCGGAUGAGGGGACGGAGGGAACCUCCUAGCAACACUAAAACUGGAAUGACAAGGUUUCUUCCUGGAGAACCCACUACUAGAGAGGGCCCAGGACCCCCCUCCAGCCAAGCUGUCCGACUAAAACCCAACUUCGACUCCGGGAUCAGAAGAAACUGAAUGUGAAAGUGUGGUGCUGCACCCUGAAACACUGUUGGGUGGUGACAAAUGACAUGAAACAAAUCAAGCCAAAGCAAGUCUAGGAAAGCUAGCAAAGAAGCCAGUCAACCCUCAAAAGCCCUGGAAAAGUGCCCAUGGCACCCUGUCACUCGGAAACACUUCCUGUGCAGAUAAGGAUGAGGGGCACUGAAGCCCAUCCGGUGGUUAGAAAAGCAGCAGAGUGGGCAGAAACACUAUCAUGUGAUCACAGCACUUACGGUAUGUCUUUGAGAGAGAAAGACAGAGACUUUGCAGAGUCUUUAUGGACUAACCACAUGACUAUUAGGAGGAGAAAUGAUCUCACGAGAACAAUUGGCCAUAUUUUGGCAUCAACGCCGUAACGCCGCACAACUGUGUCGAAUUAAAGGAAUGCAUGUUUGUGACUAAGCGUGAAACUAAAUCAAAAAUAGUGAGGACAUUAGAAAAUGUGUCACAGAGUAACAGAGUGGCUGAAAGUUUGAUCUGUGUAGUUUCAUUCAAUCACUUAGAAUGUUCAACUGUUUAAUUUAAAUGCAGAUGUAAUUAGCUACAGACUAUUUAUUAUCCACAAACACUGGUUGAAUGUUGCUGUGUCCAAUGUACCUAUCGAAGAUGAGGAAAUAAAGCUUGAAUCUUCA